UCUGUAUAAAGCAGCAGGUUUCUUGUUGACGUCCUCCUUAACUCUAAAGGCUUCUAAAGUUCAUGACAAACGUGCUUUGACUGCAAUGAACUUUCCAGACUACGAUGAUAAAACGGCGUUUCUGGGCGAAUGGGGACGUUUUCAAAAGACUGUAUUUACACUUCUGUGCUUAAGUGUUAUUCCUAAUGGCUUCAACGGUUUAUCGAUGGUUUUUUUGGGCGAUACACCCGCUCAUUAUUGCCUGAUACCCGCGGAUCUCAACAUCACGGAUGAAUGGAGGCAAGCGUCUGUCGCUUCAGACGGGGAUGCCGUAGAAUCUCGAGUCAGUAAAUGCUCAAGACACAGACUGGAUAUCAUACAAAACUAUUCGGACAGAGGAUUGAAUCCCUGGGUGGAUGUGAAUGUCUCCACUAUUCCCAGAGAAAACUGCUUAGACGGGUGGGAGUAUGACAGAAGCACGUACAUCUCCACGAUUGUUUCAGAGUGGGAUUUGGUGUGUUCAGAUGACUGGAAAGCUCCACUGACCACAUCAAUCUUUUUCUUGGGAGUUUUGAUGGGCUCUGUGAUCUCUGGACAGUUGUCUGACAGGUUUGGCAGGAAAAUUGUGUUCUUUGUUACCAUGGGGAUUCAGACAGCAUUUACCCUAAUUCAAGUCUUCUCUCCAUCUUGGUUGAUCUUCUGUUUGUUGUUUUUCAUCGUUGGAAUGGGACAAAUUUCUAACUAUGUGUCAGCAUUCGUUUUAGGAAUGGAGAUAUUGAGUGGAUCAGUUCGGGACAUCUUCUCCACUCUAGGUGUGUGCGUUUUCUUCUCAGUUGGGUAUAUGAUACUCCCAUUGACCGCAUACUUCCUACGAGACUGGAGAAUGCUACUUAUUGUUCUUACCAUUCCUGGUUUCUUCUACAUACCCCUUUGGUGGUUUAUUCCAGAGUCUCCGCGGUGGUUGCUGUCUCAAGGGAGGGUUAAAGAGGCUGAGGCCAUUCUGAGAAAGGCUGCUAAGAUGAAUGGAGUUCAGGCUCCUGAUGUCAUUUUCCCCCGGCUCCAGUCAAUGGAAAAUACUGGAAAAAUGCAGACCUUCAAUCUCUUUGUCCUGGUGAAGUCCACCAAUAUCCGCUGCAUUACUUUCCUGUUGUCCCUGGUCUGGUUUACUGUUUCCAUUGGAUACUGUGCUUUAUCUCUAAACACAUCCAAUCUACAUGGGAACAUCUAUUUAAAUAGUCUGUUAUCAGCAGUUGUGGAAGUUCCUGCUCUCAUCAUGGCCUGGCUGAUGUUUCGCUGCUGGCCGAGGCGUCUCUGCUUGUCUUCUACCCUUUUAUUAGGAGGACUCGUUCUUCUUAUUAUACACUUCAUACCAGAAGAUCUGAAUUCUGUUUCCAUUUCGUUGGUGAUGUUGGGAAAGUUUGGCCUGUCAGCAGCCUUUUCAAUCGCCUACCCUGCAAGUGCCGAGCUUUAUCCCACCGUUCUGAGGAGCUCUGCAUUAGGAGUCUGCUCAAUGGUAUCCAGGGUGGGCUCCAUUACUGCACCAUACUUCAUCUACUUAGGAAGCUACUACAGAUCUCUGCCUUACAUCUUAAUUGGCGGCCUAAAUGUUUUCUCUGGGUUGCUAUGUGUUCUCCUUCCAGAGAGUUUAGGAUGUCCUCUACCUGAGGCUAUCAGUCAUAUGCAGACAGUAGUUGGAUGUAAAAAGAGGCAUCCUCGUAGUUCAACACGUUUGUAGUUCAUCACAUAAAUAUGAGGAGGAAAGCAAAUCUUAAAACUCAAAGAACUUUUUAUAGAUUCUUAACAAUUUGACAUAUUUGACAUAUUGGAUUGAUCCUGCAGUGUUUAUCCUUUAAUAAACUCCACCAAUGAAUUCUA
Molecule: messenger RNA, 1854 nt
Organism: Misgurnus anguillicaudatus (oriental weatherfish)
Lineage: Eukaryota; Metazoa; Chordata; Actinopteri; Cypriniformes; Cobitidae
Product: organic cation/carnitine transporter 2
Biological process (GO): transmembrane transport
Cellular component (GO): membrane
Molecular function (GO): transmembrane transporter activity
Source: RefSeq, a predicted model, not a curated record